GGACAGACCGCCGUCGCGAGCGGACGUGUCGCAGCCAACGAAAUCGAAAGCCGCGUGUGUUGUGUUUUGAAAAAUUUUUGAAUGAUAAAUUGCUUGUGAUGUGUGUGCUGUGUAAUGGAAUGUGAUUUAUAUGGAUAAGCUCCACAAUGGUGUAACAGCUGAGUGAAGGAUAAGUAACGUUUAGACUUCAGUACUAGUGUAGUGUAGUGUGUAGUGUAAUGAAGUGUUUGUGAUUCAAGAUUCAAGAUGCUGUCGAAGAUUCUGACAGUUGUUUUCGCUGUCAUCGCCUGUCAGGCACUCGCUGAAAGAGAUCACGCCUCCUCACUGGUCGGUCAGACGGCGCGGCUCCGUUGUCGUAUAUAUGGGAAGUCGUGUGGUGAAAUGCACAGCAUCAAGUGGUAUAAGGCGGACACCAGGGUUUACGUGUAUUCUGCUUCUAAGGACGCGGCUAUAAAUCGACCGGAGGGUGAUAUGAUGGAUAGAAUGUCCAUAUCCCACGAACCUAACACCACAUACGCUGAGCUGGUGAUCACCAACGUGCAGCCUGGUGAUGAGGGGGUCUACCGCUGCGAGAUCACCUACCUGCAAGUGGGGGAAGACUGUAACACUGUACAGAUCACUGACUUCCACACCUACAUAAAACCCAAAUCGGUGGAGGUCAAGACAGGAGACGGAAAACAGCUAUCAGAUGGUGAAACCUACGGACCCCUGCUUGAGCGAGCCCGGGUGAAUGUCACGUGUAUUGUGGUGGAUGGGAAACCGCAACCCAAGGUCACCUGGUACUUCAAUGGAAAGGAGAGAUUGGAUGCUCAAACAAUCACCGAGCAAUCGUUGGUCAAGCACGUGCUGCCGAUGACGGUAACGCGAGCGGAGCUGGACGGCGAGCUUGUAUGCAACGUGUCGUCCGCGGCGUUGGACGCACCGAUACUUAAGAAAGUCAAGCUGGAUGUUAGAGUGCCACCAAACAAGAUAGCCAUCUCCGGGGUGGGAGAGCACGUCACCCAGGGUACCCUCCUCACCCUGAUGUGCGUUGUCUCCGGCGCGAGACCAGCCGCCACCAUCGAGUGGUACAAUGGCACUGAGCUGCUGACAACACAGACUCAGAACAUACAGCAACGAGAGGUCGAAUCGAGCGACACGACAUUCGAAACAAAGUCGAACCUAACAUUCGAGGCGACUCGCUUUGAAAAUGGCCGCAAGUUCAUAUGCAAAGCUGUCAACGACGCUAUGAGAGACAACAACGAUCAUCCGAUACACGCUACGCGAGAAUUGGAGGUUUGGUAUCCUCCAAUAGUCCACGUGGGGCCCGCCAACAUAACAGUUGUGGAAGGCACGAAAAUAUUAUUGAAAAGCGAAUAUGAAAGCAAUCCGUCAUCUUUAACUGAUGUUAUAUGGUACCGCAACGGUGAUCGGCUGAACGUCAACACGAGCCACUACCAAGGUGGUACAACGGAUCAGCACGCGCUCAUCAUCCUGGAUGCUAACGGUGAUGACAUGGGCAACUACACGUGCCUGCUCGCCAACGUUGUGGGCAACGGGACCACGGGCGAAAUGAUCAGCGUUAAUGUGCUGUUCAAGCCCCAGGUCCGUCUGACAAUGAGCCCCGAAAGCCCCAUACUGGAGACGGAGCACCGCAACGUGACGCUCACCUGUUCUGUGGUGAGCGGGAAUCCACCUGUGCUGGACGAGGUCAUCUGGUACCUGGAUGGGGAGCUGCUGAAGCACCUACCUGAAUGUAAUGGGACGGAUGAAAACCUCUGCAACGAAGUGGACCCAUCAAUGUUGUUACUGCAAGAUACAACCAAGAGUUUCCACGGAAAUUAUUCCUGCAAGGGCAAGAACUACGCUGGUUGGGGCAACGAAAGCCAGUACACAGAACUAGUCGUUAAUUACCCGCCCGGACCAGCUAAAUUAACUUACUCACCCUGGCGAGUCGUCAAAGGCAAAUCCUUAGUAUUGAGCUGUAGCAUUGAAGAAAAAGGUCGCCCGGAAGCACAUAGGUACCGCUGGCACCGCGGCGGGCGGCUCGUGAGCGACAUCGUGUCCCAGAACUGGACCAUCGACCCGGUCACGCUGGACCACCGCACCAACUUCUCGUGCCGCGCCGCCAGCGCCGGCGGCGAGGGCCAGCCCGCCAGCGUCGCCGUCGACGUGCUCGCGCCACCUAGUUUCAAAUACGCAAUGAAUCACUACAGCGGAGCCUUGUAUAAGUCUCAGAACAUAUCGCUGUCCUGUACGGUGGAGUGCGCCCCGCUGUGCAGUGUGCAAUGGCUGAAAGAUGGACAGGUUAUAGACCCGUCUAAAACCGACAAGUACUAUGUUGUAGAGAGAAAAAUCGAACCUCAGGUCAACAGAAAUGAUUUUGAAGCAACGGAAUCCACUCUGCACUGGAACAUGUCGGCGUGGGGCGGCGGGCUGGCGCGCGCGGGCGCGGCGGCGCGCUACACGUGCCGCUCGUCGCGCAACGCCGCCGGCCCGCCCGUCAACAGCACCACCAAGUUCGCCGUCGAGUAUGAACCCGAAAACAUAACAGUGACACCGAAGGUCGUUUCCGUUAUUGAGAACGAAAUUCCGGCCAAAGUCGUGUGCUCAGCUAAAGGUUUCCCAAUGCCUAGCUACUCGUGGCGCAGAGAACAGCCCAGUAAGAGUUCAGCGAAGGACCAUUCGAACCAAUCUCUUAUCCUCUCUUCUUCAAACACUCUCCUCUUGGGCCCCGUCGCGCGAAGAGACGCGGGGAACUACGUGUGCGAGGCGUAUAACAGGCAUGGAGCUGUUAAUACCACCGUGCUUUUGGAUGUUAUGUAUAUUCCCGAGUGCGGCAUUAAACAAACUGAAAUAAAUGGCAAUCAAGUACUAGUGUGCACUGCGUAUGCUAACCCUAGCGAGGUCACCUUCACCUGGAAGCUGAAAAACGACAACGACACACUGACAGACGAGAAAAUCUGGUCCGAAGGUGUUCAGAGUUACCUCCGGCUGAGCGACGGCGUGGACGUGUACCGCACCUACCUGUGCCUGGCCCGCAACAGCGUGGGCGUGUCUCGGCCUUGCGAGCGCGACGUCAUGGCCAACUUGGAAAGUUAUAGUACCAAAGUAUGGUGGCGCGACCGACAGAAACUUCUGCUGAUCGGCGGCAUCGCGCUCGCUGUUCUCAUCAUAACAAUCGUACUGUGCAUAUUAAUUAUCUGCAUUUGUAGGAGAAUGCGCGCCAAAUCCAAGUUUGAACUUGAAGAGCGCGAAAAUCCGGAUGGUAGCUGUUUAAACGAAGUUUCGAUAGCUCAAUCGAUAAUAUCCCAAGCUUUGCCCGCUUUAUCGCCUAGACUGAGUCUAUCGUUAAGCCCUAAAACGUCGGAUAGAACUAGACUAGUAGAUUCACAGAGCUCACACUUAGAGAUGAACAAAUUUCAAGAUAGAACCACUAAUAGCCUACAAGCAAGCUUGACACAAUUAGAAGCAACGAUAAACGCAAAUAGAAAUAGAACUGAAGCUAAUAAUGAAGAAGCACAACUUGUAAAUAAAAAUGAUAGCGAUAAAGCCGAAAAUGUCAUUACGCCAAACAAGUGGCCGGCGAAACCUGGAGUUUUAGUGCAUGUCAAUUCAAAUCACACGUUGAGUCCUAAAAACCCAGCUAGACUUCAGAGACAGCACGUCACAGAAAACAUAGCGAAUGAAGAAAGUAAUUUAGGGUUGUUGGAAAGAAACAGAAUCGAAGAGGACAAGAAAACGGAAUAUUCAAAGAAAAAUGGGAAACCGAAGAAUUCGCAAAAUUUCGUGUCUGGAAUCAUGAAGAAUUUUAGAAGGAAAAGCGAUUCUUCAGAUGACGAAAGCGGGAAGUAUAAGAAAAUUAAUAAGACUAACAAGAGAGCUAUGUCGCUAAUGAGCUUGAAUAAAAACUAUGGGCCAAAGAGAAUACGAUUGCUGUUUCAGAGUGAAACGCCCAAUGUAAUAGUUACAGAAGGAGUUGUGUCGUUCAAAAGGCCUGAGAGAAUGUGUGUAAGCGCUAGAGCGGAACCGAACAAAGUUCAGAAAAAUACGAGAAAACGGAAAAAGCCAGGUGACAGCCCAGCUACGAAUGGCAUAGAUAAUGCAGCAAACGGCAGCCUCGGAGCGGACAAUCCAGGCCUCUACGAGAACCUGCCGUUCCACGGCCUUCAGCAACCUCCCAACAAGCCAGUACAAGCUAUACAGCCUAGGGUUAUCGAACCAAAAAAGGGCACGAGCGUUGAAACGUUGCAAAAACAAUUAAAGACGAAUCCCUCAUUCGCGCCGAGGGUAGUGUGUCCACCCUUCGUGCAAAACGCGGGCAACUAUCCAAUAAGCCCUCCACAAUAUUCGACAUAUGGAAUGCCAGUGCUAUCACCUAUACAGCAGCUGUUUCCUCUACAACGCACUGUUUUGGUCAACCCAUAUUUACCGCCGAUGCCAAGCUCUUAUCUCAAACAAUUCCCAACUAUAGAUGAAGAAAGCAACGACGGGGAUACAAGGAAAUUCAGUUCAUUAAACACAAGAAACGUCAAAGCGAAACCACCAAAAUUCCAAUCGAUGAGAAUCGUUAGAAAGCGGAAUAUAGAGAGGUUCUAUCCGAAUACAGAAUAUGGAGAGAACUUCAAUGAAAUCAAUAACAACAAGAACGAUAGCGAAGAUGAUAAAAUCGAUUCAGAAGAUAAUAUUUACGAAAAUUAUCCUUCAUUGCUGCAAUUUAAAUCUGAUAUAAGUGGUGUGGAGAAGUUUGAGAACCUCACAGAUUCCAUCCAAGUGUAUGAAGAAAGUAUAGACCAGAACAAUGAAAUGAAUGCAUCCGUAACAUCCUUAAACAGACCAGUUCCCGCUCCUCGAACGAAAAAAACUCCCCUAUCAUCCCCUUUGAAGACUGAUCACGUGUACGUUAAUUUAUCAAUGCCAUUAAUUAAUACGACUUCAUUGCGAUCAAUAGAUACAAUUGAUGCUCCCAUGAGAUGCACGAAAUCUGAAGAAAAUAUAUCAAAGUUCAGUACACUCGCAAUGAAAAUAGAUGAUUAUGGUGAUAAAGGUGGUGAUAGUUCCGAUGAAGAUGAUAAAACGAACGAUACCUUAGAUAUAAAUAAACCCAACAUAGUCGGCGCUACACCGAAGCGAACCUUAACAACUUUACCGUCAACGUCGUUAGUCAAAUCUGUAGUCAAUCAAUUAAACGACCAAAACAUGAACAAAGUCGCCCUACCAAAAAAACAAGUGAUAGCACCAAAACCAUUACAAAUACCAAAACUAACAGAGAAACCCGUGCCAAAGAGAACAUUAAAGCGCAGUAGUUCAGUAACGAGUAGCGUAAAUAGUAGCGAAGUAGACCAGAACACUAACCUCCAACACCAAUACCUCCAAAAGCGGAAUCAUUUCCCUAACAUUAGCAAAGGGAAGAGCAGGAAAAACUUCCAAAUACCGCUGCAGAAACACCACAGUUUCUGCUACUUCCAACCGAUUAGAGUAGACAAACGCAUCCCAGUAGACCAGGAGAGGUCGUACAAUAACACGAUAGGCCCCAUGAUAUACCAACCGACAGACGCACAGUACUACACCAAAACACUGAACAGAUCUAGAGAAAAGAACAGUCAGAAGUUGAAUCGCUUGAAAAAAUCGGAAAGCCUGCGGGAGAAACUGUCCUGCGUAGGCGUGUACGACAAUUACGAGAAACCCGACUAUCCCGAACCGGAAUUUAACGAUUCGGAGAGAAAGUCCUACUUGCAUUUACUCAAAGGCAAUUACAUAUCAAAUUCGUCGCGCCACAUAGAGACGGAUCCGUGCAACACUAAUCUUAGAGAUGACAAACCUAAACAUAAGAAAUUAGUGUACGCAGAUUUAGCGCUAGGUAAUCAUAAUUUAAAAUUUAAAAAUACAGUCAAUUCCAAUAGACAUUUGUACGAUACGUAUACUAUAGGUAGCGAAGGUAGUAAAGAUAGUAGUGGGGUUAAGAGUAAUGUAGGCAGUAGUCAGCGGAAGCCGCAACCGAGAAGCGAAUACGCGACCCUUAAGUUUAACGAAAUAGAUGUUUAAGGGCCGCUUAGCUAAGAGUGACACGUACAUUUUUUAAAAAAAGCCAUUCAGGCCCGAAGACCAAUUUAUAUACGCUGAUGCCGAUAUGAAAGACUAUGGGCCUAUAAACUACAAAGCGGCCUCCAUAUACGCUCAGAUGA
Molecule: messenger RNA, 6164 nt
Organism: Zerene cesonia (dogface butterfly)
Lineage: Eukaryota; Metazoa; Arthropoda; Insecta; Lepidoptera; Pieridae
Gene: nrm
Product: hemicentin-2
Exons: 33
Coding region: 247-6024 (1925 amino acids)
Biological process (GO): cell-cell adhesion
Cellular component (GO): cell-cell junction
Molecular function (GO): cell adhesion molecule binding
Source: RefSeq, a predicted model, not a curated record